Molecule: messenger RNA, 925 nt
Organism: Bactrocera tryoni
Lineage: Eukaryota; Metazoa; Arthropoda; Insecta; Diptera; Tephritidae
Product: N-acetylneuraminate lyase B-like
Exons: 4
Coding region: 44-925 (293 amino acids)
Biological process (GO): N-acetylneuraminate catabolic process
Molecular function (GO): 4-hydroxy-tetrahydrodipicolinate synthase activity; N-acetylneuraminate lyase activity
Source: RefSeq, a predicted model, not a curated record
ACGAACCAUUUCGGCAAUUGAAAGCUUUUAAUAACGCUUAAUUAUGGACCCAGCAGAAUUGAAAUCUUUUGAGGGUUUCUUGGCGCCAGCAUUCACAUGCUUUGAAACUAAUGAAGAGAAAACCUUAAAUUUGGCACAUAUUGACGACUAUGCGGAGUGGCUACAAAGGAAUGGAGCCGUAGGCGUUUUAGUCAAUAGCAUUACCGGUGAAGGUCCCGUUUUGGGAAAAGUCGAACGUCAAUUGAAUGCGGAAGCUUGGAGCAACGCUUGUAAAAAGUACGAACUAAAAAUGCUGAUACAAAUUGGCGGCGCACCAAUGCCCGAUGUGCUGGAUCUGGCAAGGCAUGCGAGUAAUUUGAAUAUAAAUGGUGUAGUCUGCAUACCAGAGCUCUUCUAUAAGCCAAGCGAUGUCAAGCAAUUGGUGGGCUAUUGUAAAAUCGUCGCCAAGAAUUGUGGGCGGCAUCCAUUCUUUUACUACCACUUGCCACACUACACAGAUGUGUUUCUUGACAUGCCAGAGUUUUGUGAACUUGCGGAACGGACCAUACCAAACUUCGCGGGCAUCGAAUAUUCCAAUAGUGAUCUAGCCAUGGCGGCGAAAUGUUUGGCUCCAAAUCGCAUCAUCAUACUUAGCGAUUCGCGCAUGCUCUCCAGCGGUCUGCUGCUCGGUUUCAAAACAUUCUGCAUGGCCGCAUUCAAUAUGGUGCCGGAUACCAUGUGUGAUAUUUACGAUUACAUGAAAACUGGCAGAAUUAAUUUAGCAAAGAGAGAGCAAAAACUUUUAAAUAGUUCCAUACGGGAACAUAUGACGCGGCAAAAGAAGGGUAACUGGGUAAAGGCCAUGAAACAUUGGUUUAACGAGGAGUUGAAGAAGCCACAGAAUGAGACACCAUUUACAGCAGGUCACACGCGUAAACUCCACUAG